Messenger RNA from Aspergillus steynii IBT 23096, 1845 nucleotides. RefSeq lists its product as uncharacterized. Bases 1 to 1845 code for a protein of 614 amino acids. NCBI's taxonomy places the organism in Eukaryota, Fungi, Ascomycota, Eurotiomycetes, Eurotiales, Aspergillaceae. The transcript is spliced from 6 exons. The record is from RefSeq and is a predicted model, not a curated record.
AUGCCAGGCCAGGAAGAAUUCCGUCUAUUUGGUGACCUGUGGCUACCAGACCCAGAGCAGGCUUUAUCCAGCCAGGAGCUUGUUCAUGUUCGUGCGAUCCUUCCACAGAUUCGGGCUUUCGAGACGAAUUGGAUGAAUCACACAAAAUAUUCUUACACUCGCUCUGGGUGGAGUUUAAAUGAGGCAUACGAAGAAUUUCGAGACCGAGAAUGCAACUGGUGGGAGGCACGGGGUGUCACCCGCCCCAGACAGUAUAUGGUUUGCCCUAGUGGCGAGCUAAAUGCUUCUGUUGCAUGUCAUCUUUUCAACCCCACGUUCAGCGUUGAUGACCCCUGUUGUGGAGAAACCGAAGAUCUUUCAAAUCCCUCAAUCUCACAGCUAAAUAAUGCUGAAUUUUCAACUCAAAACAAUUGCCUGAUUUUUGACCACCUCGCUCGAAGAGAUGCAAGUAAACACUGCGCAACUACUUACCCUGACGAUCUUUUAGAUCUUCAUGAACAAUUCGUUUUUGCUCUCAGAGACGCAAUGAACGCUAAGAUCGAAAUAUGUUGGGGGGCUAAUGUGCGCGAACGAAUGUUCAAGAAGAUUCAUCUGCAGCCUUUUCGUCUUUGGGGGGAAUUCGCAGGGGUAGUUCUUUACAUGGAAAUAACGCAAAACAGGUUGAAACGGUUUGUUAUCUUUGUGGCACACCCUCAACGCUUUCUCUAUGUCAAAAGUAAUAGAGAAAAGGCUCGAGCUUGGCGUCAUCGAUUUGGCAUAUCUCAAGACCAGGCUUUAACUGUUGCUGCCCGCUUAGGGGGAAUUCAAAUUCCGCCAAACUUUUACGUGCUAGAUCCUCGUCUGGCUCGAAACCUCUGUGUGCCGCGCACAGUUAGUGAUCAAAGAAGUAUCUGGCGAGGCCAAGCAGUGGCUCAAUUGAAGAAAGCCUUCCCUGCGGUAGAUUUAUCAGCAUCAACAGACAGACCGCAUCAUAUUCGCCCUACAAAAGAAGACAAAUCAUCGGUUCAAAGUGUAUUCACGCUUCUGGCUAAAGUCAAGCCUGGUAAAAUCAAUGAAUCUGUUAAUCUGCCACAGAUUGUCGACGAUACAGCCUUGAGGAAUUUACGCCUUCAGAAAAUAGCCAACUAUUGGAAUGAUCUAGGUGAACUGUUGGAUGCUUUUAUCUCAAAUCCUAAUGUUGGAACCUAUUCCGGAAGCGCUCCUCGCGAAGAGGGCCUUCCGGACCCAUUUAUUGAAUUCAUACAGGCACAGGAUGGCCUUAAAUUCAAUAAACGUGAAAUCUCAUGCCGUGCUGAUCUUAAGAUAGCUUUUGAGCUUCUUCAGAAAUGCCAAGGCACACCCGAAACGUUAGACAUUCUUACUCUAGCAGUUUCAGUACUAACUGCUUAUGGUUGGAUGAUAUCCCGCCCAAGAAAGCCCCAGGUUGAUAAUCUACUUAUUCUCCGCGGGUAUCCCAAUAAUACUGUGGCACGUAAAUGCUCUGGCUGUCGCAAGGAAUAUCUGGAUGAUCCUUUUGCCUACUGGGCAAAGUCUCGCCCGAACUGUUAUGUUCUCUGUGGUAAAAUAAAGCAUUUGCCUUGCACUCGAAAGGAUCUGGAGGAGAAACGCUUAGACCAGUUUGACAAGUGGUUUCUGCUACGCCCAGAAGAACUCGGAGACCUCCCACCUGAAGUUGAGGUCAGUUGCCGAAACUGCCAGGAGACAAGGCUUGUUGAAGCACGUUGGACCGAUAUCUACUUCAACAACAAUCUCAGUAUUAACGGUCGAAUUGCCGCUCUGAUCGAGGCCCAAAGACUGAUUGAGGCAGACAACAUAAUAAAGGAGAAUGGGUUAGACCAAGACUGA